Messenger RNA from Pipistrellus kuhlii (Kuhl's pipistrelle), 4254 nucleotides. RefSeq names its product BCL6B transcription repressor (gene BCL6B). NCBI's taxonomy places the organism in Eukaryota, Metazoa, Chordata, Mammalia, Chiroptera, Vespertilionidae. The transcript has 9 exons. Bases 243 to 1670 code for a protein of 475 amino acids. Gene Ontology annotation, biological process: regulation of transcription by RNA polymerase II. The record is from RefSeq and is a predicted model, not a curated record. Gene Ontology annotation, molecular function: RNA polymerase II cis-regulatory region sequence-specific DNA binding; protein binding; DNA-binding transcription factor activity, RNA polymerase II-specific.
GAAGGUCACGACCACCCAGAGCUUCCGAGGCCCGCCCUGGAGCCGGAGACCCCGCCCCGGGCCCGCCAUCUGGAGGGCGACGGAUGGAGGAAGGAAGGAUACGGACCCAGGCGUCCACCCCACCUCCACCCCCCGCCCCCGCCAUCCCGGCCAGAUAAAGGGGCCGAGGCCAAAAGGGGAGCGCGGCCCCACCCCCCGGAGCAGAGGAGCGGCAGCCCCUGCAGGACGGGGGCCUGGCCGCGAUGGGCUCCGCCGCGGCCCCGGAGCGAGCGCUGGGCUACGUCCGCGAGUUCACCCGCCACUCCGCCGACGUGCUGGGCAACCUCAACGAGCUGCGCCUGCGCGGCAUCCUCACCGACGUCACGCUGCUGGUCGGCGGGCAGCCCCUGCGGGCUCACAAGGCGGUGCUCAUCGCCUGCAGUGGCUUCUUCUAUUCCAUCUUCCGGGGCCGUGCAGGAGUUGGGGUGGAUGUGCUCUCCCUGCCCGGGGGGCCCGAAGCCGGAGGCUUCGCUCCCCUUCUGGACUUCAUGUACACCUCGCGCCUACGCCUCUCUCCCGCCACCGCGCCUGCCGUCCUGGCGGCCGCCACCUAUUUGCAGAUGGAUCACGUGGUGCAGGCAUGCCACCGCUUCAUUCAGGCCAGCUAUGAGCCUCUGGGCAUCUCCCUGAGGCCCCUGGAGGCAGAAGCCCCCACGCCCCCAGCGGCCCGGCCACCAGGCAGCCCCAGGCGCUCCGAGGGGCACCCAGACCCGCCUACGGAGUCUCGCAGCUGCAGUCAAGGCCUUCCCAGUCCAGGCAGCCCCGACCCCAAGGCCUGCAACUGGAAAAAAUACAAGUUCAUCGUGCUCAACUCUCAGGCCUCCCAAGCGGGGAGCCUGGUGGGGGAGAGGAGUUCUGGUCAACUCUGCCCCCAAGCUGGGCUCCCCAGCGGCGACGAGGCCUCCAGCAGCAGCAGUGGCAGCGAAGAAGGACUCAUUCCCGGUCCCCAGAGCAGGCUCUCUCCAAUGGCUGCCACCGUUCAGUUCAAAUGUGGGGCUCCCGUCAGUACCCCCCAUCUCACACCCCGGCCUCAAGAAGCCACGGCAUCACCUCCCUCCGGGCAGGCUCGUCCUCCACCAGGAAGUGAAUUUUUCAGCUGCCAAAACUGUGAAGCUGUGGCUGGCUGCUCCUCGGGGCUGGACCCCUUGGCUUCUGGGGAUGAGGACAAGCCCUACAAGUGCCAGCUCUGCCGGUCUGCCUUCCGCUACAAGGGCAACCUGGCCAGUCACCGCGCGGUGCACACAGGGGAGAAGCCCUACCACUGCUCCAUCUGCGGGGCCCGCUUCAACCGGCCGGCCAACCUGAAGACGCACAGCCGCAUCCACUCGGGAGAGAAGCCCUACAAGUGUGAGACGUGCGGCUCCCGCUUUGUCCAGGUAGCACACCUGCGCGCGCAUGUGCUGAUCCACACCGGGGAGAAGCCCUAUCCUUGCCCCACGUGCGGGACUCGCUUCCGUCACCUACAGACCCUCAAAAGCCACGUUCGCAUCCACACGGGGGAGAAGCCUUACCACUGCGACCCCUGCGGCCUGCAUUUCCGGCACAAGAGCCAACUGCGGCUGCAUCUGCGCCAGAAACACGGAGCUGCUACCAACACCAAAGUGCACUACCACAUUCUGGGCGGGCCCUAGCCGAGCCGGGCCCAGGCCCCAGGCACUUUCUGAAGGCCAGGGAAGCUGCUGGCCCGCACCUGGCUUCUCGGGCAGACCUGGGCAUGGAGGUGGGCAAGGCCCCUCCGUUCUCAGAAACUGCCGCCACCUUCGUUUCUCACUGGGGAGAGCAGGGGUGGGCAGGUCACCCUUCGAUCUGCCUCUGUUUUGCUGGUCAAAACCUCUUCCCCACAAUCCAUUGUUUCUAAGGAGAGAGCAAGCUAGGCCCUGGGGAGGGAAAAGGCCGGAGGCCUGGUUUUCGUAAGGCCGUGGUCGGCCAACUGUUGACUAAUGAGUUUGCCACCCACCUUAAGAGAACAGUCUUCCACCUGCAGUCCCCAUCUCAUACGGUUUCUCUGUAAAUAUAAGUUAUUGAGGCCUCUGGGUGGCACCCGGGCCUUCGUUCUAUUGCCUUUCCUAGCUCCCCCUCCCGGUGCGAUCGGUGACCUGAAGCACAGAACGUGAGGUCACACUCUGCUGGCAGAGAUCGGCACUUGGCUUGAGUGUUUUAUGUUCCUGUUGCCACCGCCUCUGACUUUAGAAUUGUUCUUCCUCCUGUGUGUUUGCUUGUCGGUUUGUUCAAAGCGGAGAAAGGGGUUCUGUGUGUCCCCUGCCCCUCCGACUCCAGGUCUGGGACCACUGUUUGUCCUGGGGCAGCUCUGGCAACACGUGCGUGUGUGGAAUGGGGUCAGGAACCCUUUGGACUCGGGAUAUUCGAGGUCCUCUAGCAGGCUAGAACUGGAUAGACCUUUCUCUGUUCUCCAGGGGCUAUGGGACCUUUAAGGGGAGCCUGGAAUGCAGGUAAUAAAUGCCUCCUGAGGGCUGUGCGUGUGGGGCUUUCUCAGUCUUGGGGGGGAUGACUGGAGAGGCUUUUUCUUAUACCCAUAACGGGGUCCCAUUCAUCUGCUCACCUAGGUUCACGUCUGCUGCGCCUAUCGCGGUAGAGCUUACAACCCUCCCACAAGGGCCUGCUGUCAGCACUGAGUUCUGGAAUUCCUUUUCUGACUCUGCCCAGUCUCUGGGAAUGUUCUGACCUCCGGGAGAGUUUUGAAACUCUUUUUUAUCUUAGCUAAACAUGUCCCGACCAGUCCUUUGAUGCCUAGGCAUCUGGGUUUGAAUGUCCCGUGGGGGUUCUCGCUACCUGAGACAAGCUCCUUCCUUCAGCGGGUUUUUGGACAUGUUCUGGCACAUGUCCAGAUUCCAGAAACUUCUUUGCCUCUAGAAGCCACAGGUGCGUGGUAGCUUUCUUACCUUAGAAAAGCUGGGUCUGUGACCUGGCCUUCCCAUCACUGUAUUCCUGUCCGGAACCAGUGAACGCACUAGGACCUUCCACGGGGAGAGAAAAGAGGCUGAGUUCCAUUUAGGGUUUGAUAUAGAUUGGGAUUGGGAUUACUGUUGGGGUUAGAGGUUGAGACUUAAAAGACUGAUUGACUAACCGAUGGACCUUCUUGAGGACCAAGUAUCCAGGUAGAAUUAAGAGGCUGGUUGAGGGGUGCAGUUUCUGGUAUAGGCCAAGGAGGUAGAAAGUUAGGAAUGGGGUCUGCCUCUUAACUGGGCAGAAGGUCUGGAAUGUUCGAUGAUACUCUGAAGCCUUGACUUACAGUCCCACCCCUCUUGCCAUGGAGCCUAUUUGAUUACGGGGCAUGGGGAAGAGGGGAAGAAGGACUUCGAAUGUGUGGGGGUAGAGCUUCCUCAAGAUAGGUCAGUACUAGUGGUCAUCAUUUGGAAACUCUUUACCCUCUUACUCCCCACCGCAGACUUGCAGGAAGAGAGCAGAAGAGAGAUGUGCAGAGGAACCAGGAUUUUUAUUUUUAUUUUUUAGCGGUCUGGAUGGGCAGGUGGAGAGUGCCUCGGGGUGGAGAUGUUAGAUCUUGCAAGAUCAGAACCAUGGAAUAAAGAAGCCUCUCACGUUGCCUGCUGUGUCCUGGGGUUCUGGCCUGGGGAGCCUGGGGACUGCGGAGGCCUGCGGAAAGAGGGGCCCCCCUCCUGGGCAUCAUCCUGCGGUUUUGUGCUCAUUCCACCAGACAUUUCAAAUGGGCCGUGUUCUCCCCGGCCCUGCCCUUGCCUUCUGGCUCCUGGUGCAGGAACUGGUGACUUCACCAAGUGCUCCGGAGCCACCUGCAUCCUGCCGCUCUGAAGUCACUUCCUGCCUCAAGUGAGGAGGCGGUGGAGGCGGCUGGGAGAAACCAGGAAGCCACGAAUAAUACCAAGGCGCUGGGGGAAUGCAUCUGUGCUGGGACACACUAGCACCACACAAAAAAAGAAAAAAAAGGGGGGGGGGGGUAGGGUUUGGGUCCCCUGAGGACAACAGGGGCUGGAGGUAGCAGUGAGGAGGCUGUGCGGCCCUCCCCCAGCAAUGCGGUCUUGGAAUUUCUCCACUGCCCAACGUAAGCGUCUCUCCCAUCCUGACCCCCGUCCUGUGUGUGUUCUGGGUGCACAGCUCUGUACUGCCCUGUGGGUAGAACAUACAAGGCCACUAAUUCUGAGACAUCACCUUCCUUUUGGACUUAAAUUACUCGUCUGUGAAAUAAGUCUAUUCACAUGGUCUCUGCAGCUGCUUCCAACA